Messenger RNA from Sclerotinia sclerotiorum 1980 UF-70, 801 nucleotides. RefSeq lists its product as hypothetical. Bases 1 to 801 code for a protein of 266 amino acids. The record is from RefSeq and is a predicted model, not a curated record. The transcript has 3 exons. NCBI's taxonomy places the organism in Eukaryota, Fungi, Ascomycota, Leotiomycetes, Helotiales, Sclerotiniaceae.
AUGCAGGUGAAAUAUGGUAUUGUCGAUUCCGAUUUCUAUAACUUCGAUGAAACCGGCUUUAUGAUGGAUGAAAUAUACCUUGGAAUGGUCGUAACUAGUAUUGAACGAUGUAAUAGAAGCAAGGCAAUACAACCAAGCAAUCGAGAAUGGGCUACAGCGAUUAUAUGUGGUAAUGGAGAGGGUUGGACUAUAUCUCCAUUCUUGGUGGUACAAGGGCAAUAUCACUGUGUGAACGAAGUGAAUGACUUCAAUUUAAUUACUACUAAUAUGAAAGCUGGUUUUCAAGGAGCAGGUCUAAUACCAUUCGAUCCUCAAUCUAUACUCUCAAAACUAGAUAUUAGGAUUCGUACUUCUACCCCUCCAUCUACCUCUUUGGAACUUACCAAUUCCUGGAUCUCUCAAACCCUUCACAAUCCAACUGAGGCUCUUUUACAAUCAACUCUAGUAAAAGCUCGAAUGGCUCGUCAUCAAUCAAGCUCUCCUACACCUAUAUUUGAGAUUGUGCAAACUUUAGCUAAAGGUACAGAGAGAUUGGCAUAUGAAGUUACACUUUUGAGUGCUGAGAAUCGUAUACUUCGAAGAGCAAAUGAGGCAUUAAGUAAAUGUCGAUAUGCCAAAAAAAUUCAACUACGUAAUGAAGGAGUACUUACUGGACAAGAAGCUGAAGAUAUAUUAUCACAACAAGAGGUUGAUAAUCAGAUUCAACGCGACGAGCGUCAAAAUGGGGGAAAUUCUAAUAGGGAAUCAUCUACUAGUCGAUGCCGUAUUAUUGAUGAUAUGCACGGACCCUCAGCAUCAUGA